AUGGCUACCGAGACAAAGCUCCCCAUAUGGAAAAUCGCAGCCCAAGCAGAUGAGUUCAUAUGGUACCUCGGAUAUGGCUCCAACAUGAAGGCCAGUGCCAUGAAAAUUCGCAACAUUACUCCCCUGGCUACGAGAAUCGUCAAUGUGCCAACUCACUACGUAACAUUUGACAUUUUCGGUAUACCUUAUUCCGAGCCGUGCUAUGCGAGCAUUGAGGAGCUUCCAAAUGGCGGAACAGGAAGAAUUCAACUAGUUCACGGAAACCAAGAGACUCCUGUGCCAUCCCUUUGUGGCCUCGCCCAUCUUUUGACGGCGGUCGAGUUCCACCAGCUUCUUGUGACGGAAGGCAGUGGAGUGGUAUACGACAUUGUCAAGCUCAAGGCAUAUCAGAUAGAUGAAAGCCACAAGAUCUCUAGCGAGUCGUUUGACGUCUACACGCUGAAGGCGAAGUGGCCACUGCGCCCCAACGGCACGCCAAGUGCUCGAUACCUGGAUCUUUUCUUGCAUGGAGGUAUGGAAAACAACCUUCCACCAAAAUACAUCCAGUAUCUGGAAAGCUUCCCCCGCUAUGUCAAGCUUGAAGGACGUGAUCGGACGUAUGGCCAGCUGGUGUUUGAUAUGGGAUGGAGGCCGUUCCUGAAGCGCUUAGUUCGACUUACGACCUGGAGAGUCGAUGAGGAUGGGAAUUGUCCGGCUUUUAUUGCGUGGAUAAUUGUGUGGGCGUAUCGAAUCAUGUGGUUGUAUCACGAUUAUGUGCAUCAGUAUAUUCUGGGCUCGGGUGAUGGCGGUAAGAUUCACUGGAAGACGUUGGCGAACUAA
Trichoderma citrinoviride is the source of this 819-nucleotide messenger RNA. RefSeq lists its product as hypothetical. Bases 1 to 819 code for a protein of 272 amino acids. Lineage: Eukaryota; Fungi; Ascomycota; Sordariomycetes; Hypocreales; Hypocreaceae. The transcript is spliced from 2 exons. The record is from RefSeq and is a predicted model, not a curated record.